AAUCUUCUUUCCGUCUAAACCAAUCAACUCUCUCCAAACUAAAAUCUUACCCCGAAACAAAAUUUUUAUUUCACUGAUUUGAUUUAACUAUUUUAAAAGACAUACCCAACCAUGCUUCGAUCCAAUAGCUCUAUCCAUACACUAAGGUUUAAUCCUAUCAACAACCUCAACCUCAUAACAAAAAGAUUUAAUUCCAGUUUAUCCUCUUUAAAGCUCCAUCAAAAUGUCUACAAAGAAAGUAUGUCCAGAUUAUCUCAACAAACAAUGAUCCUAACCUCUUCCUUCACUUUACCUCAAAAUGAUAACCAACUACACAACCAUAUAGACUCAUUUCAUGGUAUGACUUUAUCCUCUGUUGUUUCGCUAUCUGUCAACCCAACCACUUUAAUUCAAUUCAACUUACAGCUCCCUUCUUUUACAAGCCAGACUUUGCAUAAAAAUAAAUGGUUUGCUAUCCACUUACUACCUCCAAAUCAAAAUUCGGUUAAAUUGGCAAACCUAUUUAGCAAAGGUUCAAAAUAUCUUAAUAAUAAAACUAAUAAUAAUAUUAGUCAAACAAAACCAUUUUCAAAUUUGAAUAAUAAUGAAUAUUCAUUCUUUAUUGAUUAUUUAAAUACCAAUAAUGUCAAUAACAAUGACAAUAAUAAUGACAAUAAUAAUGACAAUAACAAGAAUGAUAACAUAAAUGAUAAUGUCAAAGAUUUCAUAAACAACACCAAUGACUCGAUUUACAACCAAAUUAACUCAUACUUUCCAAAUAAUUCCCUAAAUAAUCAUCUUCAUAAUAAUAUAUAUAACCUAUUGAAUUCAAACAACCUAAGUCAAACUAUAAACAAUCAAUUUAAAAGUUUAAACAACCAAAACCAUACAAUUCAUUCAUUGUUUAAAAAAAACAAUCUAAAUAUUCCAAUUCUAAUCAAUUCUGAAAGAAUCUUCAUUUGUUUCAAGAAAAACAUCUUUAGAGUUUUCGAUCAUGAAAUUUGGAUAGCUGAAGUCAGAGAUAUUCUAAUUAAUAAAAAUUUUAAAAUUAAUACUAAUAUCAAUACUAACGAUAUUAAUAAUCUAAAUAAUACUAACCAGAACGAUAACAAAACUGGGGGUUUAUUAUAUUUUAAUAGAGGUUUUUAUAAAAUUGGGGAAAAAAUUGAAUGACAGUAUAAUCAAUCAAUAAAAAUUUAAAUUGUUAAAAAAACAAAUUAUUAUUUAAACAAAGAAAAAGAAAUAAAGAAGUGAAAAAAAAUUAUAAAUUAUAAAGGAAGAAAAGGAUAAAGGUAUAAAAUAUAUAAAUAUAUAAAGAAAUAAUUAAUAAAUGAAGAGUUAAGAUAAUGAGGUUGUUGCUUUUUUUAAAAAAAUAUGAUGAACCGAAUAAUAAAUAUAAAAUAGAUAACUCAAUGUGAUAAAACAAAAAUAGCAAUUAGCUUAAUCCUGAAAAAGCAUAGCAUAGCAUAGCAAAAAAAAAAAAAAUAAUUGGAAAUUAAGAAAUAAAUUUAUUGUACAGAUUAUAAGUUUUGAAUCUAAUUUUUUGGUUCAUUAAUCAAUAAUGAUUGAAAAAAU
Messenger RNA from Ascoidea rubescens DSM 1968, 1554 nucleotides. RefSeq lists its product as uncharacterized. The coding region runs from base 112 to 1152 and encodes 346 amino acids. Gene Ontology annotation, molecular function: FMN binding; riboflavin reductase (NADPH) activity. Lineage: Eukaryota; Fungi; Ascomycota; Saccharomycetes; Ascoideales; Ascoideaceae. The record is from RefSeq and is a predicted model, not a curated record. The transcript has a single exon.